Theobroma umbraticum is the source of this 1782-nucleotide messenger RNA. RefSeq names its product fission ELM1-like protein (DUF1022) (gene ELM1). Gene Ontology annotation, biological process: mitochondrial fission. Lineage: Eukaryota; Viridiplantae; Streptophyta; Magnoliopsida; Malvales; Malvaceae. Gene Ontology annotation, cellular component: mitochondrial outer membrane. The record is from RefSeq and is a predicted model, not a curated record.
AAAAGCACACUUGCAGUUGCCACAGCCAGCAAAGCAAUCUUCUACUUUUCUUCUUCUUCUUAUUCUUCAAUUACUCCCGUCUCUAUUUGGUUCUUCAAAAUUUGGAAUUAGGGUUUUUUGACUCAGAAUCCAAUGAGACCAAUACGGCUACCGGAACCGCCUAGCCCCACGAUGGGCAUGCCGGAGAUCUUCGAAGGCGGUGCGUACAACGUAGUUAGACGCGCCGUCGUCAUUGGAAACGGUUCACCUGGAUCCGAGAACCAGAGUAUCGGGUUGGUCCGAGCUCUCGGGUUAUCCGGCAAGCAUGUUCUUUAUCGAGUUACGAGGCCAAGAGGAGGAGUAAAUGAGUGGCUUCAUUGGCUCCCUGUUAGUCUUCACAAAAAGUUGGAUUACCUCAUCCGGCUGAUUCGAAUUUACUUCCGAGGAGAGAAACUUGUGCCUUUACGUUCAGAAAAUGGUGGUGUUAGUGUUGGCUUGGCAUCUGUUUUAGAAGCUGAUGUCAAGCAUAUUGUAACCAUGGCCCGUGAAACUUGUGAAAAGGAUGGUCCUUUGUUGGUUGUUGCGUCUGGCAGAGACACUAUUUCUAUUGCAAGUUCUAUAAAAUGUUUAGCCUCUGAGAAUGUAUUUGUCGUUCAGAUACAACAUCCUAGGUCACAAUUGAAUCGGUUUGAUUUGGUCAUUACCCCUCGUCAUGACUUCUAUCCUUUAACCCCUCAAGCACAAGAGCAGGUUCCUCGGUUUCUUCACAGAUGGAUUACUCCUCGGGAACCUCCUGAUGGGCAUGUGGUACUCACUUUGGGAGCUCUACAUCAAAUUGAUUCUGCUGCACUCCGUAGUGCAGCUGCUGCAUGGCAUGAUGAGUUUGCACCUCUGCCUAAGCCCUUACUGGUGGUUAACGUGGGCUGGCCUACAAGGCAAUGUCGAUAUGGUGCAGAUCUUGCGAAGCAGUUAACUGCUUCACUUCUCAGUAUACUUACAAGCUGUGGGACUGUCCAAAUAUCUUUCUCCAGUAGGACACCUGAAAAGGUAUCAAAAGUAAUUGUCAAAGAACUUGCAGAUAAUCCAAAAAUUUACAUCUGGGAUGGUCAAGAACCAAAUCCACACAUGGGGCAUUUAGCUUGGGCUGAUGCUUUUGUCAUCACAGCAGAUUCAGUCAGCCUGAUAAGUGAGGCUUGCAGUACCGGGAAACCUGUCUAUGUUGUGGGAGCUGAGCGUUGUAAAUGGAAAUUAUUGGACUUUCAUAAAUCCUUGAGGGAACGAGGAGUGGUUCGGCCAUUUACAGGUUCUGAAGAUAUUGCAGAAAGCUGGAGCUAUCCUCCCCUCAAUGAUACAGCGGAAGCAGCAAAUCGGGUGCGUGAAGCACUUGCUGAGCGUGGGUGGAGUGUUCGACCAUAAUGAAGGUGUUGAUAAUUGUUGUUGUAAACACACUGUUGAUUUUCAUCUUCUUUAAAAGUUGAAGCCUUCAAAAAUUGGGUUUGUUCAAUAGCACAUAAGGAAACACCAGCUUUAAGCAUCAUAGCUUUAAAUUCAUUCUUUCCCCAUCAGGGAUUCUCAAAUGACACGUAGAAUAAUGCCUUACCCAUUCAGAGCGGCUUGUAAAGUGUGAAGAGUGGGGCAUGCAUAUUUUUUCACAGCGGUGCUUGUAUACCAUUUAGAGGCUGGGUUUGGUAAAUGUUGUCUCGAGUAUGCAUAUUUUUUUUGUAAAUUAAACUUUAUUGAGUUUGAUUUACACACCUGAAAUACAGAUCUGAUAUAAUGAAAUUUGACCACACGUUAUGCCAA